Messenger RNA from Suncus etruscus (white-toothed pygmy shrew), 1137 nucleotides. It is a transcript of the gene MEI4, whose product is annotated as meiotic double-stranded break formation protein 4. The transcript has 4 exons. Gene Ontology annotation, cellular component: lateral element. The record is from RefSeq and is a predicted model, not a curated record. Lineage: Eukaryota; Metazoa; Chordata; Mammalia; Eulipotyphla; Soricidae. Gene Ontology annotation, biological process: spermatogenesis; meiotic DNA double-strand break formation; oogenesis. The coding region runs from base 1 to 1137 and encodes 378 amino acids.
AUGGAUGAUCGAGCAUGGUACUUGAGAACUUCAAAGCUGGCCUUGGCCCUGGCAAUUAUCCACUCAAAACCAGCAAACAAAAGCAGCAAAGAAUAUACAGAGGACCUUGCAAGGAUGGGAUCUGGGCUCGAGGUAAUGUGGAGAUCAAAAAUUGAAGCCUUGGAAACUGAAGUUCUGCAACUGCGCCAAAAACUUCUUCAGAAUGGGAUUUAUUCAUUAUCAACUAAGAAAGGAGACUCAACUUCCCAAUUGCAGGCUCAGAAUCCUAGUAGCUCUGAAAAUACGUUAACCCUGCUUGAAGAUUCUGGGUGUUAUUUAUCAAAUGAACCUUCAGAGAUGUCUCAACAUUUUGUGGAGAGCUGUUCCCCUUUGACCCUCCUACCACUGCCUAAUAUGAAAGGUGGUCACUCUGCUGCUCCAGAAAAUCUUCUAUUUUCUCACAUGCAGUUUUUGCAACAUUUAAUUGAAUUGAAGAGCUUGACAGAACCUGGGGGUCUGAAUACUGAUUUGAGGCACUUUGAAAACAACUCUUCCACAGUGUCUGAUUCUGCGCUUCAAUUGCUAAAUGGCCUGAUCAAGUUUUACUACAAACCCAAAUUUCCUUUUUCAAGCUUUUGGACAGAAGCAGUUGAUACCAUAGCUAAGCUGAUUGAUGACAGUAACUUAUCCAAACAUAUUCUUAAGACAUGUUCCAAGAAAUUAGAAGAAUUUGAGAGAACUUUGCUACAUGUCAUUUUAAAUAACAGCCAUAUAAAUCGGUUUCAGAUGCAACAUUAUAUCUCUCAAAAUCUGGUAACCCUGGGAAGUUGCAGCGUAUUGAGAAAAUCUGUAAUAUCUCUGCUAUUAUCAGAAGUAAACAGUUUUACUGACAAACUUGGUACCAUCAGUCAGGUACAAACCAGCUAUGAUGUGACACACUAUGAAAAUAUUUUCUCCAUACUCUGGGUUCUGGAGCAGCUUCUUCAGAAGGAUCCAGAAGGUAACACUUCACACAAAGAACAAGAUGACCAAGAAAUCAAGAAAUUUCUCCAUAAGCACGAUUUAACUAUUUUCCAACUCUCUGAUGCAUUCCCUUUAUUUACAUUUUAUUUAUGGAGAUUGGGCAUUCUAUUGAGAUCAGAAAAGACACAAACUUGA